This is a messenger RNA of Engraulis encrasicolus (European anchovy), 1995 nucleotides long. It is a transcript of the gene lrit3a, whose product is annotated as info leucine-rich repeat, immunoglobulin-like and transmembrane domains 3a. The transcript is spliced from 4 exons. NCBI's taxonomy places the organism in Eukaryota, Metazoa, Chordata, Actinopteri, Clupeiformes, Engraulidae. Bases 1 to 1995 code for a protein of 664 amino acids. Gene Ontology annotation, molecular function: protein binding. The record is from RefSeq and is a predicted model, not a curated record.
AUGCAUCCGCACGCCUCCUCGCCACAACUCCUGCUGUUCUUCCUCCUCUCCACCCUCCUCCUCCUCCUCCUUCAGGGCCCCGGCCCGGGCCUCUGCUUCUGCCCAUCCCAGUGUACCUGCGUGUUCCACGGACGCAGCGACGGCGCGGGCUUCAGGUCAGUGCUCUGUAAUGAUCCAGACAUGGGCGACAUCCCCGUGAAUGUCCCCCUGGACACGGCCAAGCUGCGGGUGGAGAAGACAGCGGUGCGCCGCAUCCCAGGCGAGGCCUUCUACUACCUGCCGGAACUGCGCUACCUGUGGAUUACCUACAACUCCAUCACAUCCGUCGACACCUCCAGCUUUUACAACCUCAAGGUGUUGCACGAGCUGAGGCUGGACGGUAACCAGAUCGCGGCCUUCCCCUGGGAGUCGCUACGAGAGAUGCCCAGCCUGCGGACGCUAGACCUCCACAACAAUCGGCUAGCCAGCAUUCCCGCGGAGGCCAUCCCCUACCUGGUCAACAUCACCUACCUGGACAUCUCCAGCAACAAGCUGGUCACGCUUCCUUCCGACUUGCUGGACCUCUGGCCGCCCUUCUCAGGGGCUGCUCCCAAGACCAACGACAGCAAGAUCGUUUUGGGUCUUCAAGACAAUCCCUGGUACUGUGACUGCAAGAUCUCCAAGGUCAUUGAGCUGUCCAAGAUGGUGGACACUCCCAUCAUUCUGAUGGACGCCUUCUUGGCCUGCGGCGGGCCCGAGAACCUAGCGGGAGUUCUGUUCCAGCGGGCUGAGCUGGACCAGUGCUCCAAGCCCACGGUGCUGACAUCGGCCACAAAGAUCACCUCUGCAGAGGGCAGCAACGUGCUGCUGCGCUGUGACGCCAACGGCUACCCCACUCCCGACCUCACCUGGACCAGGGCUGACGGCUCCGCCUUCAACCACACGGUUGUGCAGGAGUCUCCAGGAGAGGGGGUCCGCUGGUCCAUCAUCAGCCUGCAUGGGAUCCUCUUCAAGGACGCUGGAGACUACCGCUGCAGGGCCAAGAACGUGGCGGGUAGAGCAGAUGCGUUUUUCACCCUCUCUGUGGCAGGGGAGGGCGCCUCUACCACAGCGCCGCCCCAGUCAACAGUGAGGACUACCGAGCCAGCGUCCCCCUCCACCGCAGUCACAGAACCAACGCCCCUCUCUUCUCCUGCCUCGUCAGCGCCCCCAAAGACCACCAUCAGCACCACAACGGCCACGACCCCUAGGACAACAAAAAAGGGGCCCGGGCCCGGUGGUGGGAUCCAACGCUCUCCCCCCGCCUCCAAGAUGCAGCAGGGGAAGGGGGGAAAGGGGUCAUCUGAUGCAGAAGAUGACAACAAAACUGUAAAGAAGCCCCUGGACUCCAAACCGGGCCUGCGGGACGUGCAGGUGGUAGAGGAGGGGGUGGACAGUGCCGUGGUGGUGUGGGUGGCAGAGGGGAUGCCGAGCGAUGCCCCCGUCUCCAUCCUGUGCUCCCCCACUGGGGGGGAAGAGGGGGAGGAGAUCAGCAUUAGCUCACAGGCCGGCCGUGGCAAGGAGCUCAUGGAGAACCUCAUCCCCAUGCAGGACUACAAGGUGUGCUUGUCCACCAAGGCCACGCCACCUGGCAAGGAGCAAUGUGUGGAGUUCUCCACACUCGGGGAAGGAGAGGAGGAGAGUGACCUACUGCUGAUUGCCAGCAUCAUUGCCUGUAUGGUGGCCGUGCCUCUCAUCUUUUUCCUCAUCUACAAGAUCCUCUCCCUCUGCUGCAGCAGGACCAGUAGCAGGAGAGGUGGAGAGGAAGGGGAGGAGGAGGACCUUUCCAAGGAGUCCUACGUCAAGUUUGAAACUCUGAACUUGAAACAGAGGACAUUGAAUGGUCAGGUGCCGACGCACGACCUCUGGUCUCGGAGACACACAGAGUCGGAGAGGAUGCUGCUGUGCUCGAGAUCUAGCAUUGACUCGCAGCUAACGUACAAGAGCGACAGCUCGCGGUCAGAGUACUUAUGCUAA